This is a messenger RNA of Mugil cephalus (flathead mullet), 1678 nucleotides long. RefSeq names its product GTPase IMAP family member 9-like. The record is from RefSeq and is a predicted model, not a curated record. The transcript is spliced from 2 exons. Bases 47 to 958 code for a protein of 303 amino acids. Lineage: Eukaryota; Metazoa; Chordata; Actinopteri; Mugiliformes; Mugilidae. Gene Ontology annotation, molecular function: GTP binding.
GUUGACAGAGUCAGACUUCACUGAACCACUCCCUGACAAAGCAAACAUGUCUAAAUACGCUGUGCUUGAGCCAGACGAACCAGACCUCAGGAUGGUUCUAGUUGGAAAAACUGGAUCUGGUAAAAGUGCAUCAGGAAACACCAUCUUAGGAGGAAGAUCUUUUAAAGCAAAGGUGUGUGUUUCUGGCAUACCUUUAGAGUGUCAGAAAGAAACAACCUUGUUUGAUGGUCAGAUCCUGGCUGUGGUUGAUACUCCAGGUCUGUUUGACACCAGAUUAUCUGAAGAUGAAGUGAAGAGAGAGGUUGGUAGAUGCAUCUCUUUCUCUGCUCCUGGUCCUCAUGUGUUCCUGGUGGUGAUCAGUCCAAUCAGAUUCACAGAAGAAGAACAGAAAACAGUGAAAAUCAUCAAGGAGAUCUUUGGAGAAGAAGCAGCUCGUUACACGAUGGUCUUGUUCACUCAUGGAGACGAUCUGGAGGCAGAUGGAGACUCUAUGGAAGAUGUGAUUAAAGGAAACAAAGCUCUCAGUGACUUCAUCAGUGAGUGUGAAGGAAGAUUUCAUGUGUUCAACAACAGAGAUAAAGAUCCAUCUCAGGUCAAAGAUCUGCUGAAGAAGAUCAACAAAAUGGUUCAGAGAAAUGGAGGAAGAUACUACACCAAUGAGAUGUUCAGAGAAGCUGAGAAAGCCAUAAGAGAAGAGAUGGAAAAACUACAGGAGGAAAAUCCAAACAUGACACCUGAAGAAGCAAGAAGACGAGCUGAGAGAGACAACAGGUUCAUCAAGCUCUUUAUGAGUGCUACUGGAGCUGCUGGAGUUGCUGGAGCUGCUGCUGGAAUUGGAAUUGGAAUUGGAAUAGAAGUUGCUGUUGGAGCCACUUUUGGACUCGUUGGGGGUCCAGUUGGAGCUGCAGUGGGGGCUACAGUAGUAGCAGUUAACAAAAAGGAAUGUGUUAUUCAGUGAUUUCCAUCGUUAAUUAUCCAUCAGCUGCAGAUUUUCUAUGUAACAAUCAUAUAUAUUAUUGAUCAUGUGCUGAAUGUGAAUCUUAACCCAGUCAAUGUGUCAUUGCAUAUUAUGUUCUUAUGUUAUGUUAUUCUCCAAAGCUUUAUUAAUCCAACAUAAUUAUUAUUGAUUAAAGGUGAUUUCUUGUUCUGUCAGAGGAAGAUUUAAAAAAGGAUUUUAGCAAACAUGUUAGACUGCGAAUGAUAAUAAGUUGGAUGUGAUGUUCUGGGUGGGAAAGUCUGGUCGACAUCCAUAGGAUCUUCAGGAUUGAAAGAAGAUCCUGUAAGAGCAGAAAGAUGCACUGAACUGGAACAGAGAGAAACUCUGGAGAGUCCUGGUAUCUCUUAAUAAACCAUGGAGCUGUUCAUCAGGGAAGACAUCAAGCUCAGAGACCAGGACCACAUGUCCAACAACAGACAUGACCGAGUCAGGACCACAUAUGCUGACGGAGAUAGAAGAAGAAAGAAGAUCUCCACUUCUUCUUUACCCUCAGAGAGAGGAACGAAAUGAUAGAAGGGUCAUGGAUGAGAGGAGAGAUAUUUAGGGACUUUUAUUAGUGUCCUUCAAGCAGCUGUUCGAUGGUUUAUAUAUUAUCAAUGUACAUAGUGAUGUUAUGUUCUAUAUGGUCUGUUAUUUCAAGGUAAAACAUCACAAAACACUAAAAUUUCUGUUCCUUGUUCA